CCGCUGCCGCUGCGUAUGGACCGCAGAUAAUCGAUUACGAUCGGACAUAUUGAUCUGCAGUGACUCACAGACUGCAGUGUGUGAUGUUUUCAAGGGACUUCACUGAUAUUUCAGAAACUGAGGUUGUUCUCUGCAGACUCAUGGCGACAGCAGACACAAAGCUGGGAGGAUCCGAGGAGUCCAGUUUGGAUUCAGUGAGGCGGUCGGAGGAGUCGAAGCUGAGCUCCUGGGAGUCGGAGCUGCCCUCCCUCCAGCACUCCCUGAAGUUUGUGCUGGAGCUGAAGGAGGAGUUUGUGUGUCCGAUCUGCAGAGGAGUGGUCCUGAACCCCCAGCAGAACUCCUGCGGACACAUCUUCUGCCUCCUCUGCCUCCAACGCCUGCUAGAGAGUUCAUCUCCGUCCAGCCCAGUUUGUCCCGUGGACGCAGCUGUGAUCACACCAUCUGAGGUUUUCCAGGAUAACUGCUGCAAAAGAGAAAUCGCCUGUUUAGACGUGUACUGCACCAACUCCCCAGAAUGCACCUCUGUCGUCACAUUACGCCACCUGCAGGAGCACCUGAGGUCGUGUCAGUUUGAGACGCUGCCAUGCUGCAACCCAGGCUGCAGGGCGGCGCUGCAGAGGAGAGAGCUGCAGGAGCACCUGAGCCUCACCUGUGCUCACCGCCUGGAGCCCUGCACACACUGCCAGCAGCCGCAGAGACUCAGCCUCCUCCAGGAUCACGUGCAGAGCUCCUGUCCUCAGGUGGAGGUGGACUGUCCCUACAGCUGCUCCCUGAAGGUUCCCAGACACAUGCUGACGGAGCACAGAGACUCGUGUCCUGAGCUCCACGUCGAAUGCUCCUAUCAGAGGCUGGGCUGCUCGGUGCAGCUGUGUUUCCUGCAGGGUAAGAGAGGCAGAGUGAAGCUGCACGAAGACUCUGCCGUCAGCCAUCACAUGCUGCUCGUCCUGAGGAGCAACACACACCUGGAGCAACAGGUGGAGGUUCUCCAGGAGACGGCGCUGCUGAGGCAGAACGAGCUGCAGACGGACAGCUUGCUGCUCGCUGGCCUGCAGAAGCAAAUCAGACCGCUGCUGCAACACAACAGCAGCCAGGAACACAUCGUCUCUGCAGCGCAGAGGACGCUGAGCAGGCAGGAGGACGUCCUCUCCACGCUGCAGCUGGACGUGCAGCAGAUAUCUCGGGGUCUAGGUUCUGGUCUGCAGGAGCUGGAGGACCUCAGGAAGUCUCUGGAUGCUGUGAUUCAGGAAGUGUCUGCAGCCGAGGCCCUCAGAGAACACCUGGGGACGUUGGAGGAGAAGAUGAAGCGUCACUCGGGCCUCCUGGAUAUCCACGCCACUCAGCUCAGAACCCACAGCGAGCACCUGCAGGAGCUCGAAGCCACUUCAAACGACGGAAAACUCAUCUGGAAGAUCGAGGACUUCAGGAACAAGAGGGAAUCCGAGGUCAAAGGUCAUCCGCCCUGCCUGAGCAGCGUGCCGUUCCACACCGGACCGUGCGGAUACAAAAUGGCCUCCAAGGUCUAUCUGAACGGGGACGGGGAGGGAAGAGGGACUCACCUUUCUCUUUAUGUGGUCCUGAUGGUGGGAGACUUUGACGCUCUGCUGCCGUGGCCUUUCAGACAAACCGUGGCUCUGUCGGUUUUGGAUCAAAGCGGUGCCGGAAACCAUCAAAGUCUGAGCUUCAAACCCGAUCUGACGUCCAAAAGCUUCCAGCGACCGACAGACGAGAAGGCCGGUAACGUCGCUGUUGGAUUCUCCUGCUUCAUUCCGCUCAUCAAGCUGGAAGAGCCUCAAAAUGCUACGUAUGUCAAAGAGGACACGAUGUUUGUUAAAGUGAAGGUGGACAUGGUGGGUUUAGAGCAGCUGUAGUCGUUCGGCGCUAGUUACCGUGUGAACGAUUAGUUUUUAUAAUUUACUGUUGCGCCCUCUGGUGGUCAUAACUAAUGCAAUUUUCACUGAUUGUUUUAUUUUUCUACAGAAAAGUGUUAUUUAAAGUAUUAGUUUGACAUUUCAGGAAAUGUUAUCUUUCUUUCUGACGGAUUGAUACACCUCUUUUUGCCAACAAUUGUAAACUAUUCCUCUAAGCUUUAGGAUCAUUUCAGGGAUCGUCUAGAGGUCCAGCACCCACACAAACUGUGGUAACUCAUCAUUUAUUUAAUGUCCGUUAUCUUCAAAUCAUGAAUUUGUUGUCUGUGAAAAACUAUUGCUCAGACGAGGUUAUUUAAAUCCAUCUUCCACAUGAUCAGGACAUCUGCAGAUAUUUGGUAUCGGUCAGGACUUAAAAGUGUCUUUGUUCUGAGAACCAGGAGAAUAUUCAACACAGACAUUUAUCAUCAGUACUGUGUAUUAUCUCAAACGAAUAGUUAAGAAAUUCUCUUUUGGGAACAUUUGUCAUAUAAAGAAAGUGAGAUGAGAUGUUAGUGUGGCAGCUAAUGUAUUAUUCAAGAAGACUGAUUGAUUUUUGUUGUUGUUGUAUGCAAUAGAACUGGUUGAUUAAACUGAACACGGUCAAAG
Messenger RNA from Notothenia coriiceps (black rockcod), 2513 nucleotides. It is a transcript of the gene traf5, whose product is annotated as Tnf receptor-associated factor 5. The record is from RefSeq and is a predicted model, not a curated record. Gene Ontology annotation, biological process: regulation of apoptotic process; signal transduction; regulation of canonical NF-kappaB signal transduction. The coding region runs from base 84 to 1868 and encodes 594 amino acids. The transcript has 11 exons. Lineage: Eukaryota; Metazoa; Chordata; Actinopteri; Perciformes; Nototheniidae. Gene Ontology annotation, cellular component: plasma membrane signaling receptor complex; cytoplasmic side of plasma membrane. Gene Ontology annotation, molecular function: tumor necrosis factor receptor binding; zinc ion binding; thioesterase binding.